This is a messenger RNA of Mastomys coucha (southern multimammate mouse), 2003 nucleotides long. It is a transcript of the gene Srrm5, whose product is annotated as serine/arginine repetitive matrix 5. The record is from RefSeq and is a predicted model, not a curated record. Bases 42 to 1772 code for a protein of 576 amino acids. NCBI's taxonomy places the organism in Eukaryota, Metazoa, Chordata, Mammalia, Rodentia, Muridae. The transcript has a single exon.
UUCACCAUGACUUCCAGGCAUUUAGCCCCUUUGCACCCGCCAUGCACUCUCCAUCAAAGAGAUCCUUCAAGCGCAGCAUGGCUCCAGCAUCCACUGGGCCCUCAAAGCCUACCGUGGCGGCUCCCGCGGUUCCCGCCGCCCCUACAGCUCUGGCAGUCACUGGGCCCUCAAAGCCCACCGCAGCUCCUGCGGCUCCCACGGCUCCCACAUCUCCAGCCACCUUGAAGACCACCAAAGCAUCUGUGCCCAACAGUUCCUCAGUGCACCCUAAGUCCCCUAACUUGCUUAUGAACCCUGGCAGUUCUAAGUCUACCAGAGCAACAGGUACUAAGACGGCCCCUUCAACUCGGCCCAGCAGCAGGUCCCAAGGCCACAGCAAGACAAGGACAUCCAGUCAGGUGAGCACUGACACCAAGGCCAGGAAAGCCAGCACGGGCAGGAAGGGAGGCAAGACUGGAGUUAUGGGACAGUAUCAGCAGAGAGACACACACAGCCGGGGGCGAACGCCAAGCAAAAGGGGAAGCCAGAGCUUCAAGACAUCCCCGAACAGGGCUAGCACUCCUAACAGGAAGAGAAACCAUUCUGCCAAAUCAGGUGUGGCCAAGAAAGCAAGGACCCCUACUUCCCACCGCAAACAAAGCCGAGGUAAGAGUUAUAGCCGACAUAGAAGCAGUACCCGUGAAAGGAGUGACAACUGGCUUAGAAACAGGCACAGGGCAAAGAGCCCCAAGCAGCAUGGAGCCUUAGACACUGAGCAUGCAGGCUCUAGGCUACCUGCAAUGUCCAACAGGGCCAAGAGCUACAGCCCAAGUAGGACAGUCUUUACGAGCUUUAAGUCUCCGGUGGCAUCCAGGAGAGCCAGGAGCUACAGCCAGUUGACUUCCCCCAACAGGGAACAAGAGAUUUACACCCUGACUGAUCUGACUCACAUGUCAAGCACGAUCAAGCACAAGCAGGCCAGAAGCCACAGCAGGACCCAAAGCCUCAGCCGCUCUAGGACCCCUAGUAGGACCCGAAGUCACAGCCGCUCUAGAACCCCCAGAAGGUCAAGAAGUCGCAGUCACAAGAGGACCCAGAGCCAGGAGAGAAGUUAUGGCUGGAAGAGAAAUCGUAGUAGGGCAAGAAGUCGUACCCGGAGGGGCACACCCACCCAGAUGAGACAAGACCGAGCAAGCCACCACAGCCAGGAGAGAAGUUACAGCCCAAGGAUACAUCCAAGAAGGGAAAGAAACCAAGUAUGGUCUAGGACCUCUAGUGAGGAAAAAAGUCACAGCCGGUCCAGAAGUACCAAGGAGAGAGCUCACAGCCGCUCAAGAACCACCAAGAAGAAGGGUCAUAGGCGGUCUAGAAUGUCCAGUCCUGAGAGUGAGAGCAGCCAGUCUAGAAGUCCCAGCACAGACACAGCCCAUAGCCGGUCUCAAACUCCCAUCAAGAAGAGAGCACGGAGCAGAUCCAGAAUCUCCAGCAAGGAGAACCAGCAUGGGCACUCUAGAACCCCCAGCAGGGAUAGAUCCCUCAGCCAAUCUAGAACCUCCAUAGAGGACAGAGAACCCACCCAAGAUGCAACCCCUAAGAGCCGCCAUGGGAAGCCAUCUCCCACCAGGACCAAGACUUCUAGUCAGAAAAGAGCUGGUGGCAAGGCAAGCAGCCACUCCUCAACACAGCUUCCCAAGGAGAUCCAACCCCAGGAUGACAGCUUUGCCAAGACUGCUACUUCUAAGGCCACCUCACCUGGGGAAAGGUCUUCGUCAUCUUCCUCCAAGCUGGCGUAGCCUCCAGUCUCAGUGGGCUCACGGGUCUCUGUCAUGGCGGGGGGAGGGGACAAGAGACAGGAGCAGAGCAGCGACUGGGCAGGGUCCCUCCCAGGCCAGCUCUCCCACGGUCACACCUCCAGCCGCAAGCUCCUCUAACACAGGAUGUUGGCAGGUAGAGAGGGAUGCUGGACAGGGGGAAAAGAAAGGCCUGCGAUGACUCAAUAAAUUUUUACAUAACACUUGUCCCCA